Ictalurus furcatus (blue catfish) is the source of this 6512-nucleotide messenger RNA. It is a transcript of the gene uggt1, whose product is annotated as UDP-glucose glycoprotein glucosyltransferase 1. NCBI's taxonomy places the organism in Eukaryota, Metazoa, Chordata, Actinopteri, Siluriformes, Ictaluridae. Gene Ontology annotation, cellular component: endoplasmic reticulum. The transcript is spliced from 40 exons. Gene Ontology annotation, molecular function: UDP-glucose:glycoprotein glucosyltransferase activity. Bases 480 to 5057 code for a protein of 1525 amino acids. The record is from RefSeq and is a predicted model, not a curated record.
UUUGCACUGCUGUUAUCAAACACACGAUUGUUUUCUUAAAAUAUUUAUUAAAAUGAUAUAGUAAAUGCGAAAUGCUUACACUUCACAUUAAUUAAUGCCUACGUUUGUCCUAGCUUUCCUUUUUUAUUUAUAAUAAUUAGCCGUUGCCAGCUAAUAAGAGUAUCUAGCUAGCUACAGAAUAAAGCGCAGUCUCUGCGCAAUUAAUGUUAGCUUGAGUAAUCAUGUCUCCUGCUUUUUUUUAUUGCUUUGCUCAACAUUAGGUCGUUAUUUUCUUCCAACGUGAUUUGAUAGAUUUCGGUUGAAUUGCAGCGGCUAGGCUAACAUCCUGGUCGAAUCCGGGGCGAUUGGUUAAAAAAACCCCGGAAGUGUGGGAAUUCUUGAUGCUGAUUGGCUGUCAGGGCGGCCACGCUGAGGCUCGGGAUUGGCUUAAGCUCGAGACGCCUGUUCUUCCGUGAAAGCGAAAAUAUCAAUGCUAUAAGAUGUGGAUGCUUUGGCCAUUUCUGGUGGCUCUGCACUUUGUGUCAUGCGUAGACGGCGACUCGAAGGCUGUGACCACGACGCUUACCACCAAAUGGUCCUCUACACCAUUGCUCCUGGAGGCCAGUGAGUUUCUUGCCGAGGAAAGCCAGGAUAAGUUCUGGGACUUCGUGGAGGCUAACCAAGAUAUCGAAAAUGACCAUGACGGCACAGAUCUGUCCUAUUACGAGCUGAUCUUGAAGCGAGCCGGGCAACUCUUGAGUCCAGUGCAGUUGAAGCUGCUGAAGUUUGCGCUCUCGCUACGUUCCUACUCGUCCACUGUUUUUUCCUUCCAGCAGAUAGCGUCGAACGAACCUCCUCCACCAGGCUGCAAGGCGUUUUUCAACGUCCAUGGAGAGAAAUCAUGCGAUCUAGACCGCCUGAAGAACCUGAUCGACGUUGCUUCGGAGAAGACAAAGCCUUUCCUGUUCAAAGGUGAUCACAGGUUUUCCUCGGCUGACCCGGACGCUCCUGUUGUCAUCCUCUAUGCCGAGGUGGGAACCAAAGAGUUUGCUAGGUUCCACCAGCACAUGCUGGCCAAAGCCAACAAGGGCCUGAUUAACUACAUCCUGCGCCAUUAUCUCUCAAAACCCAGCGAUAAUAAAGUUUUCCUGUCCGGAUACGGCGUCGAGUUGGCCAUCAAAAACCAGGAGUACAAAGCCAAAGACGACACACAAGUUCAAGGUGAUGAUGCGAACGCCACAAUGAUCGGCCAAAACGACCCCGUGGACGAAGUGCAGGGCUUCCUGUUUGGCAAACUCAAAACAAUCCACCCAGAGUUGAAGGAACAGCUGAAGGAACUUCGUAAACACCUGGUCGAGAGUACGAACGAGAUGGCACCGCUCAAAGUCUGGCAGAUGCAAGAUCUCAGCUUCCAGACGGCAGCGCGUAUCCUGGCAGCCCCUCCUGUAGAUGCUCUUAAUGUAAUGAAAGACCUGAGCCAGAAUUUUCCUACGAAAGCGAGGUCCUUAACCAAAACGGCGGUAAGCUCGGCGAUUCGUAAGGAGAUUGAAGAGAAUCAGAAGUACUUUAAGGGCUCAUUGGGACUGCAGCCAGGAGAUUCAGCUCUCUUCAUUAACGGACUCCACAUUGACCUGGAUGUGCAGGACAUCUUCAGUGUGUUUGAUGUGCUGAGGAGUGAAGCUCGUGUCAUGGAGGGCCUCCGUAGCCUCCUCAUCGACUCGUCCUUCAUUCACGACAUCCUCAAACUCAACGUUCAGCCAUCCGACUCCGAUUACGCCGUGGACAUCCGCAGUCCUGCUGUCUAUUGGAUCAAUAAUCUGGAGACGGAUGGCAGGUACUCCUCGUGGCCCUCAACUGUGCAGGAGCUUCUGCGUCCCACUUUCCCAGGAGUCAUCAGACAGAUUCGCAAGAAUUUCCACAACCUGGUAAUGAUCUUGGACCCCACUCAUGAGAGCACAGCAGAACUAUUGAGUGUCGCAGAGAUGUUCUAUGCCAACAACAUCCCCCUCAGGAUAGGACUGGUGUUUGUGGUGAACGUUGAGGACGACGUCGACGGCAUGCAGGACGCCGGAGUCGCAAUGCUACGAGCUUUCAACUAUGUCGCAGAAGAAGUGGACAAUCAGAUGGCCUUUGACGCCAUCGUGUCAAUGCUGAACCGUGUGCCCAGUGGAGGGAAGCUGAAGGUGGAGGAUGUGGUGGCUGUUCUGAAGAAACGUUAUCCCUAUGUGGAAAUAAGCAGCAUUCUCGGUGCAGAUUCGGUCUACGAUAACAAUCGCAAGGAAGGGAAGGCGUAUCAUGAGCAGACGGGAGUGGGUCCUCUACCCGUGGUUCUGUAUAACGGCAUGCCUCUGCAGCGCGAGCAGCUCGACCCCGACGAGCUCGAGACCACCGUCAUGCACAAGAUCCUGGACACCACCAGUUUUUUCCAGCGCGCCGUCUAUUUGGGUGAGCUUUCAAGCGACCACGACGUAGUAGAAUACAUCAUGAACCAGCCGAACGUGGUGCCACGCAUCAACUCUCGCAUCCUGUCCACCACCAGGAGCUACCUGGAUCUCUCCAGCACCAAUAACCAUUUUAUCGACGAUUAUGCCCGAUUCCUCUUCCUGGACAUGAAAGAGAAGAACACGGCCAUGGCUAACAGCAUGAACUACAUGACGAAGAAAGACGAUGGCGUGAUCCGUCCUGUGACGUUUUGGGUGGUCGGAGAUUUCGACCAGCCGGCAGGCAGACAGCUGCUGUACGACGCCAUCAGACACACGAAAACCAGUAAUAACGUGCGCUUGGGCAUGAUCGAUAACCCAACGGACAGUCCCACGAACGCAACCACGCUGAUUGCCCGGGCCAUCUGGGCGGCCAUGCAGACUCAAACGGCCAACAACGCCAAGAACUUCAUUACCAAAAUGGUCAAAGAGGAGACGGCGGAUGCACUGUAUUCCGGGGCUAACAUCGCUGACUUUGCAGUCGGGGGCAUGGACAUACCUCUUUUCAAGGAGGCGUAUGAGUCUCCUAAAGCGGACGUCCUCUUGGCCCAGGCCGCUUACUGCCGCGAUGCCCUGAAGCUGCGUAAAGGCCAGAGGGCCGUCAUCAGUAAUGGACGGGUUAUCGGGCCGCUCGAGGAGGGCGAGGUCUUUAACCAGGACGACUUCCUGCUUCUGGAGAGCAUCAUAAUGAAAACAUCCGGAGAGCGAAUCAAGAACAAAAUCCAGCAGAUGGCCGUCGAGGAAGACCGAGCGAGUGAUUUGGUCAUGAAGGUGGAUGCACUGCUGUCAUCGCAGCCCAAAGGCGAGGCUCGGGUUGAGCACGGCUUCACAAACGACAGACACAGUGCUGUAAAAAUCCGCCCCAAGGAGGAGGAAGUGUACUUCGACAUCGUGGCCGUGGUGGAUCCCGUCACCAGGGAUGCUCAGAAACUGGCUCCUCUUCUUUUGGUCCUGAAACAGCUGGUCAACGUUAACCUGCGAGUCUUCAUGAACUGCCAGUCCAAGCUCUCAGACAUGCCACUUAAAAGUUUCUACCGAUACGUGUUGGAGCCCGAGGUGACCUUCAUGGCCGAUAACCGCUUGGCUCUGGGCCCGAUGGCUAAGUUCCUGGACAUGCCCCAGUCUCCACUGUUCACUCUGAACCUGAACACGCCCGAGAGCUGGAUGGUAGAGUCUGUGCGAACACGUCACGACCUGGACAACAUCUACCUACAGGAGGUGGACAGCGUUGUAGCUGCAGAGUACGAGCUGGAGCAUCUUCUGCUCGAAGGGCACUGUUUCGACGUGAGCACUGGACAGCCCCCUCGUGGGCUGCAGUUCACCCUAGGCACGGCUUCAGACCCCGUGAUAGUCGACACCAUCGUCAUGGCCAACCUGGGCUACUUCCAGCUCAAAGCCAACCCAGGAGCCUGGAUCCUGAGGCUGAGAAAAGGAAGAUCAGACGAUAUCUACAAGAUCUACAGUCAUGACGGUACGGACUCUCCGGCCGACGCCGAGGAUUUAAUAGUCGUGCUGAACAACUUCAAGAGCAAGAUCAUUAAAGUGAAGGUGCAGAAAAAGCCCGACAUGAUGAACGAGGAGCUCCUCAGCGACGGCAGCAGUGAGAACGACUCCGGAUUCUGGCAGUCCCUAACCAGAGGAUUCACCGGUACCCAGAAAGUGGAGGAAACCAAGCAGGAGAAAGACGACGUCAUCAAUAUUUUCUCUGUGGCCUCGGGACACUUGUACGAGAGGUUCCUGAGAAUCAUGAUGAUGUCUGUGCUGAAACACACCAAGACGCCGGUGAAGUUCUGGUUUCUGAAGAACUAUCUGUCUCCAACCUUUAAGGAAUUUAUCCCCUUCAUGGCGCAGGAAUAUGGGUUUCAGUAUGAGUUGGUGCAGUAUAAGUGGCCUCGCUGGCUCCAUCAGCAAACCGAGAAACAGCGAAUCAUCUGGGGCUACAAGAUCCUCUUCCUGGACGUCCUCUUCCCGCUCGCCGUGGACAAAAUCCUCUUCGUCGAUGCUGACCAGAUUGUACGCACGGAUCUAAAGGAGCUGCGCGACUUGGACCUGGAGGGGGCGCCGUAUGGUUACACGCCGUUCUGUGAAAGCCGCACAGAGAUGGACGGAUACCGCUUCUGGAAGUCCGGCUACUGGGCCAGCCACCUGGGACCCCGCAAGUACCACAUCAGUGCACUGUACGUGGUGGAUCUGAAGAAGUUCAGGAAGAUCGCUGCAGGAGACCGACUGCGAGGACAGUACCAAGGACUGAGCCAGGAUCCUAACAGUCUGUCCAACCUUGAUCAGGAUCUGCCGAACAACAUGAUCCAUCAAGUGCCCAUCAAGUCUCUGCCGCAGGAGUGGCUGUGGUGUGAGACAUGGUGCGACGACGCCUCCAAAGCCAAGGCCAAGACUAUUGACCUGUGCAACAACCCACAGACCAAAGAGCCGAAACUCCAGGCGGCGGUCCGGAUCGUGGCUGAAUGGACCGAUUACGACCAGGAGAUCAAGAGGAUUUACAACAAGUUCCUAGAAGGACGAGAGAGAGGAGCUCACUCAGGGGAGAAGCACACGCUUUCUGAGGGAAAGACAGACGGAAAGAAGCAUACAGAGCUGUAGAAGGACUGCUUUCCGCACAGGGACGACUGACUCUGUUUAAAGAGUUGUCUUUUUUUCCCUUUUUUUUCUUUUUUUUUUUUCUUCUCAAUGUUCCUUUUAAACAAAAAAAAAGAAAGCCUAUUCUCCUGGAGCGGGGUCCACGUUGGCGCUGUGAAAACUUGAAUGAAAACGAUUCAACCCUCUCUCAUUUGUGUACGCGUGGGGCAUGCGGCAGUAUUUGGGAGGAAACAAGGCUUAGGGCAAAUCACGUAGGUCUGCUGUGUAAUUGUGGGGAAUCAUAUAUAUGUAUAUAUAUGUAUAUGAGGUGUAGACAUGGCUGUAUCAGAAGUGCUAUAACAAAUAUCAUUGCCUUUCCUGUGAGUCCGACCAGAACCUGCCCGUGUGUGUGUGUGUGCGUGUGUGCGUGUGUGCGUGUGUGUGUGCGUGUGUGCGUGCGUGCGUGUGUGCGUGCGUGUGUGCGUGCGUGUGUGCGUGCGUGUGUGCGUGCGUGUGUGCGUGCGUGUGUGCGUGCGUGUGUGCAUUCUGACUGCAGUACCUGCGAAGUCGAUGCUGUAAAGGUGAUUCAUCCGUCCAUCCGGUGUGUGAGAGAAAAUCACGACGUUAUCACUUUUCUUUCUUACAACUAUGUGCUGACGUGAAAGAACGGUAACGUGCGUUCAAUAGGAAACGCUAAUUUAUUCAACUGUCAUGCUGACAGAAAUACUCUCCGGUCGACGUCGAGCGUGCGCUCUAAACAGCCCUUUUAAAGUAUAAUAAUAAUAAUAAUAAGGGUUCAUACCAGAAAAGCAGUUUCGUCUCAAAUCUGAUUUUGAUUUAAGAAAUUCCCCCACAAGAUGAGCAGAACUUUUUUAUUUGGUCUCUUCCUUUUUCUCUGCCGUCGUUGUCUGACGUGCACCCGAGGUUUAUUUUAUUUUUCCCUCCUCCGCAUCUACUGUAUUGUUUUUAAGCAAUCCGAGAACACAAAGGACGUUCAGUUUGAUUUGUUGUUGGGAUAAUUUAGGAUUAAAUUGUGGAAUAUCGGUUAUUUUUUAAUAAAAGAGAUGUAAUAAAUUCGUGUUGGUUUUUUUUCCCCCUCCAAAUUGUAAGACAUGUGGGUGCCACACGGGGGCGCCAUGUAUCAACAAACGUUCACACGUCUGACUUUUUGUCAGUAACACACUAUAUGAAGGAACCCGACUCUGUACUGUUACCGAAAGACUUCCUUUUCAAAACCACACACAUCUAUAAACAGAAAUGUAACUACCUAAUCAGAUAAUUAUUUAUUUAUUUGUUUUUGUUUGUUUUAAAAAGGGUACUAACUGAACCUUUUCUAGUCACCUUUAACCUGGAACGGUGCAUAUGGUGUUCCUUUCAAGCUUUACACUGUAAUCACGGUCCAAUUUUGUACCUUUUGUUGUGUUUCCCUCACAUUUUCAGGUGAUUUUAAAAGGUACAAGCUCAGCCACAAUUAGAUUA